AUGCUGCCUGGAGAGGAGUGCUGGGUCUCCAUGAUCUCGAUGGUUUCAAUGACAGUGACCUACUCCUCCUACAAAUCUGCACGGAACAGCCGGCUCAUCCUGACUAACACAUUAUUUCGCCUUCAGAUGCGAGAGAAGGCCACCUGGAUGCAUCCUCGGUCGCGUCAGUGGCACCUGCUGGAAUAUGUCCUCGUUCGGAGACGAGACCAACGGGACAUGCUGGGGACAAAGGCGAUUCCGGAUGCUGAUGGGUGAGCCGAUCAUCGCCUCGUCAUCUCCGAUACGCGGAUUCGCUACAGCUUCAAGGAGACCUCAGGUUAAGCUAAACAUUGAUUCGUCGUCUUUGUCAUCUAGCCAUCUACAUUUCACCAGAGAGCUAGUUCAGCGACUAACCAACCUUCCAGUCGCCGCCAUCCAAGGGAACGCUUCCGUUGAGAACCGAUGUUGUCAACUGCGGGACACGGUCCAGUGGACGGCCCUGACUGUCCUCAGUCGCUCACAUCACCAACAUCAGGAUUGAUUUGAUGACAACGACGCCACCUUCAGCAAUCUGCUCAACGAGUUGAACCACCAGCCCCAAACCUACAUCAACCCUGCCACCGAGGACACCAAAGCAGACUUCUACCGUAGUCACUGCUUCGUGCAACGGUGAUUGCGGGAAUUACAGGACGCUUAGAGGGCUCGCAAGGCCGAUGAGAUCCAAGGGUACGUGGACCGCAACGAAUAGAAGAAUUUCUUCUCCGCGAUCAAGGCUAUCUGCGGUCCGACAAACAAAGGAACUGCUCCUCUUCUCAGGGCCGACUGCAGUAUUCUUCUCACCAAGAAUACGCAAAUUCUUCAGCAAUGGACUGAGCACUUUGGGGGCGUCCCCAACCGCCCUUCCACCAUCUCGGAUGCCUUUAUCACUCGUCUGCCUCAGGUGGAGACCAACUCCGACCUCCAUCUCUCUUCCUCUAAACAAAAACCAUCAAGGCCGUUGAACAGCUCUCCAGCGGGAAUGCGACCGGAUCGGACGCGAUCCUUGCUGAGAUCUACAAGCACGGUGGCCCCCAAUUCAUGGAUUACCUGACGACGCACUUCCAGAAGAUGUGGCGUCAAGGAGAAGUACCACAGGAGUUCAGGGACGCCACAAUCAUGCACCUCUAUACGCGGAAAGGAAACCGCCAAAUCUGCAACAACCAUCGAGGCAUUUCCCUGCUGAACAUCGCUGAGGAGAUCCUUGCUCACAUUUUACCCAACCACCUAAACAACCAUUAGAAACAAGGUCUCCUACCGGAAAGCCAGUGCAACUUCCGCCGUCAUCGGGGCGCCAUCGACAUGGGCUGCGCUUUCCGCCAGCUGCAAAGGAAGAGUCAGGAGAGGCGGAUCUAACUCUACCUACAUUCGUGAACCUGAUGAAAGCCCUCAAUGCGGUGAAUAGUGAAGAACUGUUGAAAAUCAUGCAGAAAUUCGACUGUCUCGAACUAUUCACUAGGAUGGUCCGUCAGCUCCACGGUGGCAUGAUGGCGCAGGUCACGAACAACGGAUUUGUCUCAGAGGCAUUCGCACUGACGAACAGAGUGAAGCAAGGCUGCGUUCUCACGCCUAUCCUCUUCAGUCUCAUGUUCACUGCCAUGUUUCUGGACCCCUACCGUGACGAACGCCCCAAGAUCCGCGUCGCCUACAGAGCGGACGGUCAACUGCUCAACCACAACAGGAUGCACUUUCAGACGCGUGUUUCCAAAACUACCGUCCACAAACAUCUCUAUGCCGAUGACUGCGCCCCCAAUGCAACUACUAAAGGAGAAGUACAAGAGAGCAUGAAUAUCUUCGCCGCCGCUUGCGAGAACUUCGAUCUGAUCAUCAACACGGAGAAGACAGUGGUCAUGCACCAACCGCCACCCAACACUGUCCAUAAUGCACCGCAAAUCACCGUGAACGGAACCUAA
Messenger RNA from Spirometra erinaceieuropaei, 1928 nucleotides. The record is from the annotation of a GenBank genome assembly. Lineage: Eukaryota; Metazoa; Platyhelminthes; Cestoda; Diphyllobothriidea; Diphyllobothriidae.